Messenger RNA from Mercenaria mercenaria, 2465 nucleotides. RefSeq lists its product as uncharacterized. The record is from RefSeq and is a predicted model, not a curated record. Bases 1455 to 2336 code for a protein of 293 amino acids. The transcript has 15 exons. NCBI's taxonomy places the organism in Eukaryota, Metazoa, Mollusca, Bivalvia, Venerida, Veneridae.
GGAAAUGUUUUCAGAGGAAAAAGUGACCCUUAAAGCAUUGAACGAUCUCAAAUGUAACUCUAUGCCGGUGUUGAUGUGUGAAGUUAAAGACUAUGAUAUCAUGACUUUGGCGAUAGACGGUCAGCCAGCCGCCGAUUGCACAUAUAAAACAUGUGAGAUAUAUCAAAUUGAAGGAAUAAACUAUAGAUUUUCCUUUGAUACGAGUAUUGGGAUAUUCAAUAUCACCAUGGAUCCCGUGACCUUUGCUGACAAUGGGAGGACAUUCAAAUGUGAUGAUGGUGAUACCUCUUUUGCCGUUUUCAACGCAAUGGUUAAUGUUAUCCCUGAAAACAGUGCCAACACUAUCUCGUCUGCAAAAGGUCCAUCCAACUCUAUUAAAAUAAAAGCGACAUCAGGAUGCCUUUAUCCGAGUACAAGCAUAACGUUUCAAUGGUAUUACUUCAAGGCUGGAAAUUCGCCAGUCUUAUACGAUAAAAACCAUUCCUAUCUAUCAACUGAUGAAUAUGGCUGUACAGACGGACCUUGUGGCGGGAAAGGGGUUGUGAAAGUGACAAGUACACUCGUCAUAGUAGAAUAACCUAGCGAUGACGAAUAUUAUUUCCAGGUUUUGGUAAAACAUCCUGAUAAUACAGACAUCAUCAUUGAAACAGACAAGCCUUUUCAUCUAAAAUGGAAACCUGUCCAUGAAAACAACGGUAUGGGUCCAGGUAUAUACGUGCCAAGAAGUGUUGGUGGCAUCGUCUUUAAAUCAAAACGCUUGCUGUGUUUCAACAGCUAACUAUAGAGAAAAUUAUUCAGUUUGUUCAGAAGUUAAGUUAUAGUUCCCGAACAUAUCAUGGUACGUAAAUUCAUAACAGGAAGUUAUUGUUUACAUGUUGUCAUGACGAGCUGCGAGUACGGUACUGGAUGUUCGCUCUAUGGCUUACUAAACGGCGCUGGAUAUAAGUCGAUGUGACUGGUGAAGUUUUGUACCUGGUGUUUUAAUUGGAAAUUCACAUCGUAGCUACGUAAAUUCAUAACAGGAAGUUAUUGUUUACAUGUUGUCAUAAUGCGCUGCGAGUUCGGUACUGGAUUUCCGCUCUCUAGCUUACUAAACGGCGCUGGAUAUAAGCCGAUGUGUUGAAAUAUGAAACUUGAAGGAAGAUAUGUACUGAUGAGCCGUAUUUUGUUGAGUGCUGUAACAUUUGUAUUUGAUCAUCCGGAAGUGCAGAAAGCAACAAAACUAAUAGUAUAUUUAGUUUGAUCAAGUCUGACCAUGAGAGGAAAUGGAAUUUACAACACUUCUCACGCUCUUCAAUCUAUAAUCCGUGAUCCCAAAGGACCAGGACAUUAUAGUUACACAAGUAUCCACAACUGUCAGGAUACAUAGUGUUGGUAGCCUACGAGAAACCGGAUAUGUCCGAUGUGGUUCUAAGGUCACGUUUAUCUGUUCGAUCCCGACAUAUCAAUACACAAUGACCUGGUUAAUUGACUCUGAUAAAGCGGCAGAGUGUACAACAACCAACUGUGUUCAAUACCCGCCAUACAAACUCCAAAAUAUUGAAUUUUUCCAUGACACAAGCAAUGGAGUAUUCAACAUGACGAUUAAUCCUGUAACAUUUAAAGCUGAUGGACGAGUAAUAAAAUGUAAAGAUGGUUCGGAUACUGUUCAUGUGACACUGGCAGUGAAAGUUUUUCCUGAACAAAGUACAACAAUAAUAUCCGAACCAAAAGAUGAUAGACAGGAUAUGAUCAACAUAACUGCGAUAUCCGGAUGUGUAUUUCCUAGUUCAGCCAUAACUUUGCAAUGGUAUUAUUACGAGGCAGGCCAAAAACCUAGACUGCACCAGAUGGGUUCACCAACUGUUAGGUUUUUAACGGUAUGCACAUCUGGAACUUGCGGCGGAAAUGACGUAGUUCAGAUGUCAAGUACACUUUCUAUACCGGAAGUACAGACUGGCAAGGAAUAUUAUUUUCAAAUUGCAAUCAAUCAUGAAGAUGAUGACAGUACAAAAAUCGUUUUGGUUAACUCAACUCAAAGCUACAAAAUAAAACAAAUUCAUUCCGAAAUCAUUCCGGAGGCGGAACUACCAGUCACCCAUACAUUAGCUGGAACUGUUGCAGUAUUAAUAGUCAUUAUAGUUAUUUUGGUUGUGGCGGCUGUGGUGGUGGCCAUUAUAAUAAAAAGGAAAAGGCCGUCUACUACUACCAAAACUUAUCAUGUGGUAAAUGAAUGUGAAAAUGCAGGGGAAAACAAGGAAGGUUGUGCCGAAAUCACAUUAAAAGAAACUGAACAAACCCCAGAAAACGAGCCUGCAGAAGAACUGGAUAAAAUUCAAGAAGAGGAAAUCAACUAAGAUCGCGGCAAUAAACCCUAACAAACAUACGAAAACAGGAGGUACAAUACGUCUACGGGGAAGAAUUACGAAACAUUUAGAUAAUAGUUAUUUACUGUAACUACUGAAUAAAAUGUUUUAUGAUCAUAA